Euleptes europaea (tarantolino) is the source of this 1181-nucleotide messenger RNA. It is a transcript of the gene MRPL38, whose product is annotated as mitochondrial ribosomal protein L38. Gene Ontology annotation, cellular component: mitochondrial large ribosomal subunit. The transcript is spliced from 9 exons. The coding region runs from base 1 to 1137 and encodes 378 amino acids. Lineage: Eukaryota; Metazoa; Chordata; Lepidosauria; Squamata; Sphaerodactylidae. The record is from RefSeq and is a predicted model, not a curated record.
AUGGCGGCGCCCAUGCUGAGGGUUGUGCUGCGUGGAAUACGGAGCUGCCGAACGCUUAGCACUACUGCUGUCCUGUGCAAACGGGGGGUACCUCUGGGGCCAAUGCCCAAUGAAGAUAUAGAUGUCAGCAACUUGGAGGCACUGGAAAAGUACCGCACCUUUACUCGCUACUUCAAAGUGGCAGAAAAAGAAAGAAAGAAACUUCAUUGGUGGCCAACCUACAAGAAACACGUUACUCCAAAGCAAGAUGAAAAGAUAGACAUUGGCCUACCUUAUCCUCGUACACGAUGGGCAAAAAUACUUAAAGAGAGAAAAGCUAUCAGGAGACAGAAUAUGACCAAUGUGGAAUUGGAAAGAGCAUCCCGUCUCAGGACACUGUUGAUUCCACUGGAUGAUGUCAAAGCUGAGUGGGAGAGAACUGGGGGCCCAUACCAUAAGCAGCGCAUAGCAGAAUACUAUGGACUGUACCAAGACUUGUUUGAUCAUGCCACGUUCGUUCCCAGAGUUCUUCUAAGGGUGGAAUAUGACCACAAUGAGGAAUAUGUUAUGCCAGUUUAUCAUGGGAAUGUGGUGACCCCCACAGAGGCUCUUAACCCUCCCAGAGUCAUAUUUGAAGCAGAGGAAGGAUCCUUAUGGACUCUGCUUCUCACUAACUUAGAUGGGCACCUGCGUGACACCAAUAUGGAGUAUGUUCACUGGCUGGUGACAAACAUUCCAGGCAACAAAAUAGAGGCAGGCAAAGAAGCUUGCCAUUACUUCCCACCAUUUCCUGCCAGAGGAACAGGAUACCACCGUUACGUCUUCCUUCUCUUCAAGCAGACUCAGCCAAUUGAUUUCACUGAUGAUAUGCGACCAACGCCAUGUCACAACCUCAAGAUGAGAACCUUCAGGACAUUUGAUUUCUACAAGAAGAAUCAGAGUGACCUGACACCAGCAGGGCUGGCAUUUUUCCAGUGUCAGUGGGACGAUUCUGUCACAUACAUUUUUCAUCAGCUUCUUAACAUGAAGGAGCCAGUGUUUGACUUUGUGCGGCCCCCUGUGUAUCAUCCCCCACAGAAGAAAUUUCCACACCUCCAGCCUCUGAGGUACCUGGACAGGUACAGGGACAGCGAUGAACCAACCUAUGGCAUUUACUGAGAGGUCUGGCACUCGGCUUUGCAAAGGGCCUCUGACAGAGGAGU